AUGGUUCUCGUCAAUGUCAACCGCGAAGUUAGCGAUAACUUCUAUCGCUACAAGAUGGAGAAACUCAUCACCAAGGUUGAAGGAAAAGGAAACGGUAUCAAGACCGUCGUCGUCAACCUUGUCAACGUCGCCAAGGCUCUCAGCCGUGACCCCAACUAUGUCAUCAAGUACUUUGCCUUUGAGCUCGGAGCCCAGACCAACACCGACCCCAAGGACGACCGUUGGAUCAUUAACGGUGCCCACGAGGCCGCCAAGCUCCAAGACCUCCUUGAUGGUUUCAUCAAGAAGUUUGUUCUUUGCCGAGGCUGCAGCAACCCCGAAACCGUCGUCUUCAUCAAGGAUCCUCGCAUCAUUCUCGACUGCAAGGCCUGUGGCCAUCGCACCGAUGUUGAUAUCCGCCUCAAGCUUUCCGGCUUCAUCAUCAAACAUGAGAGCAAGAAAGGCAAGGGCAACAAGGCUGACAAAAAGGCUGCUCGUCGUGCCAAGAAGGAGGCUGCUUUGAACGGUAAUGCUUCUGGCGACGAGGGCUCCGACCACUCAGGCGAGAACGGCACCAAUGGCUUUGAUGCUAGUGAUGACGAGUUUGAUCGUGUUGCCCCCGCUAUUGACAGCGACAAUGAGGUUAGAGACGAUGAGUGGGCUGUCGACAUGAGCGAGGAAGCCGUCAAGGCUCGCCAGGCCCAGCUCCCUGAUGAGUUCAAGGGCAAGCUCAACAUUGACGAUGACGAAGCUGGUGGCGAGAGCGUCUACGACGAACUCGGUCAGUGGAUCCAGGCUCAGGCCAAGGACAAGGGUGGCAUCGAUAAUGUCGACUCCGUCCAGGUCUAUCUCAAGGCCAAGGAGCUGGGCAUUGAGGGCAAACACAAGACUAUCCAGGUCCUAGUCCAGACUCUAUUUGACAAGAACAUCACUGCGCAGAUUCCCAAGCGCGCAGCCAUGAUCAAGCAGAUUGGUACUUCCGAGAAGCACGAGAAGGCUCUCCUUGGUGGUACCGAACGCCUCAUGGGCUUCCUCGCCGAGGAAAACCCCGACGUGUACCCACAAGUUGUCAAGAUUUUGCAGCUGUACUACAACAGUGAUCUCAUCACCGAGGAAGUUGUCGUGCCUUGGGGCAAGAAGGCGAGCAAGAAGUACGCCGAUCUUGCUGUCAGCAAGAAGGUCCGCAAGGCUGCUGAGCCUUUCCUCAAGUGGCUCGAGGAGGCUGAGGAAGAGGAAUCUUCCGACGAGGAUGACGAGUAA
This is a messenger RNA of Cordyceps militaris CM01, 1239 nucleotides long. Its product is annotated as eukaryotic translation initiation factor 5, putative. Gene Ontology annotation, cellular component: cytosol. The record is from RefSeq and is a predicted model, not a curated record. The transcript has a single exon. Gene Ontology annotation, biological process: formation of translation preinitiation complex; formation of cytoplasmic translation initiation complex; translational initiation. Lineage: Eukaryota; Fungi; Ascomycota; Sordariomycetes; Hypocreales; Cordycipitaceae. Bases 1 to 1239 code for a protein of 412 amino acids. Gene Ontology annotation, molecular function: GDP-dissociation inhibitor activity; eukaryotic initiation factor eIF2 binding; translation initiation factor activity.